AUGUCUUGCAACAACCAAUAUGUCUUUGUCAACGACACCAAUUCAUUGUCAUCAUCAUCUUUUUCAUUGUUCAACCAUGUUGAGCAACAAUCGACUGUCAUCCAAAAUAAAAAUAUUUCUUUGUCUAUGAUGAUGCAGCAAUCAUCCGUUUCUUUAUUAUCUUUUAAUCAUUUCGAACAUCCAAUCAUUCUUAACAAAAACAAAAACAACAAAAACAACUUCGACUACAAUAAUAAUAAUAAUAGCAAUAAUAAUAACGAUAUCCUUUCAUCUAUUUCACAAACCCAAUUUGAUUCAAAUCAUAUUGUUUCUCAAUGUCAUUUACCAUCAAAGCAUACUUUUAUUCCUGAGGAGGAGGACUUCAACAGCUGUCCAAUUUCAAUCUCGUGUUUCAAUGUUAACCAUCAAUCAAAUCUCAUUUUAGAGGAGGAGGAGUCUGUUCAAUUGGACAGAAGCUGCAACAAUACAAUCUCAUUUUCGUAUUUCAACCAAUCAAUUCCCAUUGAUAAUAAUAAUAAUCAAAAUAAUAAUAAUAUUUCAUUCUUCAAUGUCCAUCAAUCAUCGAUUCCAUGUUUUAAAUCUAGUGAUAUUUUAACUCAUUCAUCAACCAACGACCAGAUUCUUUUAGAGGAGGACAGCAAAAGCACACAUUCAUUAACAUGUUUAGACAAUGUUAAACAUCAAUCAAUCCCAAUUAAUAAUCAAUCAAAUAAUAAUAAUAACUAUUUUUCAUUAAUCCAUUCAUCAUCUGAUUAUUUUAACUCUUCAAACACAUCCACAUCAUCAUCAUCAUCAACAUUAUAUUUAUUAUCAAAUACAAUCACAAUCAAUUCAACAAGAUCAAAGACAAACCAAUUUUCAAGAUACUCUAGUACCAACAAUUAUUUUGAUUCUCUCAACUGUUUCGGAACCAACCAUUCAAAUCAUACAACAAUACAACAACAAUCAUCAUCAUCACCAAUCAAUCAUGAUACAAUCCUCACCACAAUCCACAUUCACAAAUCAACUCACAAUCAAUAUUCACAAAUCACUCCACCAUCUUCAAAUAAUAAUAAUAACAACAAAAAUAAUACCAAUGAAUCAGCCUCACUUAUUCACUCAUUGUACAUGUACAUUCCAUUUAAUUCAAGUGAUGUUUCGAGCAAUUGUCAAUCAUCACCAUUACUCUUUAAUCAUUCAACAACCAACCAUUUUCUUUUAGCAGAAGAGGAGGAGUCAUUUCAAUUGAACAACAACAACAACAACAAAAACAACAACAACAACAACAAAAACAACAACAACAACAACAACAACAACAACACAAUCACAUUCUCAUUGUUCAACCAUGUUGAGCAUCAAUCAAUUACUAUUAAUAAUAAUAAUAGUAUUUCUUUCCAUCAAUCAACCAUUUUAUUUUAUCAUUCAAGUGAUACUCAGUGUCAAUCCAAUCAUUCAUUCAUUCCUAACAAUAAUAAUUAUUUAUUUUUUAAUUCAUCCAUGUCAAUUCCUUUUAAUUUUCAAUUACCAUUAAAUCACUCAACAACCAACAACCACAUUCUUUUAUAUGUUCAAUCGAACAGCAACAAAACAACAAAUUCAAUCCCAUGUUUCUAUCAUCAACCAAUCAUUUCCGUCAAUAAUAAUACAAAUACAAAUAAUAAAAUCAACACAAGACCAACAAUUAAUAAUAAUAAUAAUAAUAACAAUAACAAUAACAACACAACAAAUAAUAAAAAUAAUAAUAACAACAACAACAAUUCCUCUUCCAUAGACAAACAACCCCCUCAUUGUUCACCAACCAAUAAUAAUCUUAAUAAUAUUACCAUCUUUGCCAAUCACUUCAAUCCACAAUAA
Molecule: messenger RNA, 1833 nt
Organism: Cavenderia fasciculata
Lineage: Eukaryota; Evosea; Eumycetozoa; Acytosteliales; Cavenderiaceae
Exons: 4
Coding region: 1-1833 (610 amino acids)
Source: RefSeq, a predicted model, not a curated record